CCCGAACUAAAUAAACCCAUCACGUGUUCGCCCGCAUGAUUCCAUCCACUCCCCGCACCCUCUCUGCACCUUCGAUGAAGGGUGUGCGUGGACCGUCGCAAAACGACAGUCUGGCCGCCUCAACGCCCCUAAGGGUUCUCACUCACUGCGACAACAUUUGGCGUACUACUUACUACAUAUGCACUACCGCCCAAAUAAAUGGAGAUAACUCGCCAUAAUGUAUAUGUAAAGGCGAAGGUUUCCAAAGGAUGUUUCGACUUCGCACAUUGCCAACGCACUUCAUCUUCCUCCCACACCCCACCCUAGCCCGGUCUCCAUACCGACUACACUCAUCCGUCAUGAGCUCGCAAGGGAAGACCGCCUUGGUCCUACUGUCCGAAGGCAACGAGGAAAUGGAGACUGUUAUCCCAAUGGAUAUCCUCCGAAGGGCCGGAGUGAAGGUCACUCUUGCAGGGUUGAACGGGGCUGGAACUGUCACCUGCAGUAGAAAUGUCAAGAUCGUGCCGGACACCGCGUUGUCCGCACUUCAAGACAAGAAUGCAUUUGAUGCCAUUAUACUACCCGGAGGUUUGGGUGGAGCUGAGGCUUUUGCCAAGUCGAAAGAAGUUCACAACCUCUUGGAGAGCUAUCACUCUGACCCAAAUAAGACGGUUGCGAUCAUAUGCGCAUCGCCUAUUGCCUUGCAAGCAUCUGGAGUGGCCAAAGGAAAGACCGUAACCUCUCAUCCCAGCGUCAAAGAGAAGCUGACCGACUAUGGCUACAAGGAAGAUCGAGUGGUCGUUGAUGGGAAUCUAAUCACCAGUCGCGGCCCUGGAACAGCAUUUGAGUUCGCCUUGGCCAUCGUCAAACGUCUGCAGGGCGUCGAGAAAGCCAGGGAGAUCAUUGGCCCAAUGGUUUGCCACGACUCCAUCGCAUCUUCCCUCUGAUCAAUUCUUCUAGUCGAGGACGAAGAAUGUGCAUGCUAGCACCCCCGCAAUACAUUCAUUUCUGCGGAGUCUACAUAUGAUCCAAAAUCGUGUUUCUAAUCAAUCCUUAGCCUGAUACACCCCUCCGACCUUUGCCGUUGUCCAGUAAGCUAGGUGUAUCUCCCUCCCUACAAUCUCGACAUGCAGCCGGACGCCAAUUUCGAGCGUUUGGGAGGCCCGAGCGCUCCCAACCUAUUCGCCUCAGCCGCCUCAAUCCUGUUUCCCGGGGGUCUUUCACCGCUCAAACUUGCUCGCAACAUAAUCCUUGAAAUAGCUGACGCUGCUUUUGUCUGCCAAUUCUUGCUGGGCCGC
Messenger RNA from Fimicolochytrium jonesii, 1277 nucleotides. RefSeq names its product DJ-1-like protein. The transcript has 8 exons. Gene Ontology annotation, cellular component: cytosol; nucleus. Gene Ontology annotation, molecular function: protein deglycase activity. The record is from RefSeq and is a predicted model, not a curated record. The coding region runs from base 249 to 926 and encodes 225 amino acids. Gene Ontology annotation, biological process: guanine deglycation, glyoxal removal; protein deglycation, glyoxal removal. NCBI's taxonomy places the organism in Eukaryota, Fungi, Chytridiomycota, Chytridiomycetes, Spizellomycetales, Powellomycetaceae.